Molecule: messenger RNA, 2551 nt
Organism: Chelonoidis abingdonii (Abingdon island giant tortoise)
Lineage: Eukaryota; Metazoa; Chordata; Testudines; Testudinidae
Product: gonadotropin-releasing hormone II receptor-like
Biological process (GO): cellular response to hormone stimulus; G protein-coupled receptor signaling pathway
Cellular component (GO): plasma membrane
Molecular function (GO): G protein-coupled receptor activity; protein-hormone receptor activity; peptide binding
Source: RefSeq, a predicted model, not a curated record
UCCCAGCCACCCUGCUAUCUCUCUGCAUCUUCUCUUUACUGGGAGGCAGAUCUGCAUCAUGAGGACCGCUGGCUACAUGCAGCAGAGGAGCAGGCUGACAUUUUUGGCACUGGCUAGGAAGGACAAAUAAAGAGAGAGGCAGUAGUUUUCCUUUCCCUUAAGGGCAUGUGGAUACCAGGUAUGUUCCCAUCCGAGGAAUUGAAUACAGCACCUCCAAUUAGCACAGACACCGGGCUUCCUUCGAUCUCAUUCCUCCUUCCUGUGGUCUGGCAAUAAUAAGAGAAAUGACCGGUUUGGCACUCAGUCACUGCUACCGCGUUUUGCUUGCUUUUGGGGUUUGAGCUCAGACUCUGGGAAUGCCUGAAGAACGGGACCUUAUGACUCCUCCUCAGUCAGCUAAUGUUGUGGAUGAAAACCUCUCUGUUUCCGGCUGCCCCGAGCCCUGGAUCGAACCCACUUUCACACUAGCAGCCAGAGUCCGUGUGAUCAUUACCAUCUGCUUUUUCCUGAUAGCAGCAUCCAGCAACUCAGUUGUGUUAUACAGCAUUAUGAGGAAGAGAAGGAAGUCCCAUGUCCGGCUGCUGAUACUGAGCUUAACAGUGGCAGAUUUACUGGUGACCUUCACGGUCAUGCCCUUGGAUGCUGUGUGGAACAUGACGGUCCAGUGGUAUGCCGGGGACCUGCCGUGUAAAUUACUGAACUUCCUGAAGCUUUUUGCUAUGUACUCUGCAGCGCUGGUACUUGUGGUUAUCAGCCUAGACCGGCACUCAGCCAUCCUCCAUCCUUUUGCCUUUGCUAAUUCCAGUCGACGCAACAGACUCAUGUUAUGUGUCGCUUGGGGCAUGAGCCUUCUGCUGGCCUCGCCCCAGCUUUUUCUUUUUCACCUGCACACUAUCCCGGGUGUCAAUUUUACCCAGUGUGUGACCCAUGGAAGUUUCCAAGAGCACUGGGAAGAAAUCACCUACAACAUGUUCACCUUCACCACCCUCUACAUCGCCCCACUUAGCGUCAUGAUUGUCUGCUACAUCCGCAUCAUCUGGGAAAUCAGUAAGCAACUGAAGAUCAACAAGGGUCUAGCAAGGAGCAAAAACGACCACAUCUCCAAGGCACGAAUGAAGACCCUCAAGAUGACCAUUGUGAUAGUCGCUUCCUUCGUUAUCUGCUGGACCCCAUAUUACCUCCUGGGCCUGUGGUACUGGUUCCAGCCAGACAUGAUUCAACGCAUGCCCGAGUAUAUCAACCAUAGUCUCUUUCUCUUUGGCUUGCUACACACGUGCACCGACCCUGUCAUUUACGGUCUCUACACUCCUUCCUUCCGAGAGGAUAUGAAGGCAUGCCUUAGAGGAAUAGAAACAGUAAUUAUGGGGCAGGAGAGAAACAAACUGCUGUCCAGUUCUGAGAUGAACAUAAAGGACUACAUUAUAAAUGGCGGAGCAGCUUCGGCCGCGUCCAACGGCACAAUCAUCCACACAGUCUGCUAGAGAAAAGCAUCUGGCAGGAGGAAAGGAACUCAGUGUUCUUGGUCGGGGGCAUUGCGUUGGCCAGUAGCUCCAAUUAUGGCGCCUGCCUGGGAAGUACAGUAGUAAUGCUGACAUGUCGUUCAGCCACCUGCCCCGCCUGAAUUAGGUUCGAAUGGAACACUCACCAGAAACUGGUAAAUGAGAGCUGGCUUCUGCUGCACUCACACUAAGUAUCAUCAUGCUCUCCAAGGGGUCCCAUUGAUUCCCCCUUAUUCCGGGCUCAGGCCCUUGUGCUCUGGUUCUGAGGACCCCUUGGGACCAUGGGAGAGACUCAGAGAGGGGCUGGCAUCCUGCUACUCCACUGGCUCUGUAGAAGUCAUUUGCACAGUUCCUGUUCCCCACAGGCUAGUUCCACCCCCUUUAUGGCCUUUUUAUGCUCCUCUUGGGCCAGGUGCAACUUACUGCAAUGAUUCUAGAAUUCAGUAUCCUCCAGCCUCCUGCCAACCACUGUUUUUCUGGAAAAAUACAUUGGCUUCUAAAAGAUAUAGAGAAAGGGCCAGAUUGGCAAAAGAGCAUUCUUUCUUUUUGGCCUUGGUGGGAUCAUUCAUGGGGCUAACGGUGCAGAACCAGGCUCAUGGGCUGUGUGGUUCUGACGGCUCUGACUUCCAUGACAAGAAUGAGACAUUACAGGUUUUUUCAGGCAAAGUCUUGGUCUUGUCUUCCCAGCCAGCCUGCUACUGACAUCUCCUUCUCCCUGAAUUUCUACUCACCUGUGCAGUAUUAAAAGCUACUCGCAUGACUCAAUACAUGCAGGUGCCAGCCCUAAUUCUUCCACUGUCAUUUUUGUGACUGUUUUGAAUCCCUGGCAAGUGAGCUCAUGCAGAGUGCUUGUUUUGUACUUCUUGAUCUAUGUACGGUGGAAAUAAACGAUUAGUGGAUUGUUUAUGAAAAAACCUUAAGCUGUGUCCACGCCAGGGACAGGGACUCUCAGAGUUAUGUUCACCUUUGAAUUGACAUGAUUACAAAUAAAAGAUGCCAAUGUGGGUAUUUUAGUAGCUUGAGGAUAUAUGGUUUUCUGCCCGAUCGGUGCA